Messenger RNA from Ectocarpus sp. CCAP 1310/34, 985 nucleotides. The record is from the annotation of a GenBank genome assembly. NCBI's taxonomy places the organism in Eukaryota, Phaeophyceae, Ectocarpales, Ectocarpaceae.
UUUGAAGGUGUUGGCGUCGAGAUGCUGCUUCCAGGACGUCGCUUCCUUCUCUCUGAUGAGCCGCACGACCGCGGAGAUUCUUUCCACCAUUUCUGCGAGAAGUUUUCCGAGGGCCUCUGGGACACUUGGGUGAAACUCCCGGGCGGGGAUGAAUUCAAGAAGGUCGAGGAGAUCUACCGCAAGUGUGGUUACCCGGGGGCGAGGAAGGUGNGCACGACCGCAGAGACUUCUUUCCACCAUUUCUGCGAGAAGUUUUCCGAGGGCCUCUGGGACACUUGGGUGAAACUCCCGGGCGGGGAUGAAUUCAAGAAGAACACCCACACCGGCAAGGAGGGCUACACGUCGCUGGUGGUGGAGUGCACGUGCGACCAUUCUGGCCGCAUCAUCGCGGCAACCAAGACUUACCCGGGAGCCGAGAACGACAAGAAGGUCAUCGCACGGGACAAGUCCAUCUGGCGAGUACGAGAUGAGGACCCGUGGAAGAGCUACAAGUUCAAGCUCUACAACGCCGACGGCACGGAGACGGAGUACACAGGGGCAUGGAUCAUCGUGGACGGGGGGUACCCGAAGAUCCCGCUUCUGAUCCCACCGAUCAAGACGCACAACACCGUCGAGGAGCACAAUUGGAGCAGGCGGUUGGAGAGCAUGCGUAAGGACAUCGAGUGCUGCUUCGGCAGAGUCAAGGGGCGCUGGAUGCUUUUCAGUGGUGACAUCUUCUUCAACCGCCUCGACGAGAUGGAGGAGGACGCCGAUUGGGUGGGGUCGGGAGGGAGGUUGGGGGAGGCGACGACAGUGGCGGCGGCCAUGGACGUGGGCGAGGAAAGCGAGACUCCGACUCCCAGGUUCGAAGAGUCUCGCAAGAAGCUCAUCGCGCACUUCACGUGCGCGUGGGAGGAGAAGGAGACUUUGUGGUUUAAGAGGGCGGAGAUUGAGCAUAUACGUGGUACAUGUCGGUAAGGUAUGGGGGGGGGAGUUGUUUUGUUUU